AUGACGCGUGGCAAGCAAAAGAUCGAGUCGCAGAAGCGCAACGAAGCGCGGAAUCAAAAGCCUAAGGGCUCGCAAUUAGAGGCCCGCGCCGCCGCUUUCAAGUCAACGUGCCCGAUUUGUAAGGUUCUGCUUGCCAAUUACAAUCAGCUCGUUGACCACUACGGCUCUAAACACCCUAAAGAGACGGCAAAUGAUACCCCGGUAAAGGGUGGCACCACCACGGGGUCCCGUCCCAUCCCAUACUCAGCUGUAGAUGGUGAUUCCAGGGCUGCUGCUGCUGCUGCUGCUGCUGCUGCUGCUGCUGCUGCUGCUGCUGCUGCUGCUGCUGCUGCUGCUGCUGCUGCUGCUGCUGCAAUGGAAGUGUACAGCAUCGAGCACACCAACGCUGCUGUGCUUUAA
Molecule: messenger RNA, 399 nt
Organism: Closterium sp. NIES-65
Lineage: Eukaryota; Viridiplantae; Streptophyta; Zygnematophyceae; Desmidiales; Closteriaceae
Source: the annotation of a GenBank genome assembly